UUAACAAACACGGUAGCAACCAAUUAAAGACGGUUACAUAAAAACAAAUGCAUAAAAUCGAAGUCCAUAGCCGAAAGCACAAUUCACAUGAACAAUAACCGCCUCGUAUGAAUGGACUAACUCCGUCACGCUCCCUAAUCAACUCUCUCCAGUUACGCCUUGCAAGUCCCCACCCUCACAUAGCCACGUCAUCAUCAUUCCGGCAUAACUUCGGGUUAGUAUCUACAAAAACACACACACUACGUCAAUUAACCGUACCGCCGAAUCUCCACCAGAGAUCCACCGCUAUUCUCUGCCACCGUUAUUCCACCGCGAUGGAUCCGGAUUCGAAUUCGCAUUCUCACGCGCCGGAAUUCGAUUCAGCGGUUCCAGAAACUUCCGGUUCUCCGAGCUCCGAUGAUCAGAGUGUUGUUGCGAAUGAAGAGUUUCGUGAAGCUAAUGAAAGUGACCCUCAAGGUAGUGAGCAAAGGAAAGUCCUACCGGAGGAGCUAUCACCGAAUGUUGUGACACUUUCAUGUGAAUCGUCAGCAGAGGGAGGGAUUUGCGACGUGUUUUUGGUUGGAACGGCUCAUGUCUCAAUGGAGUCCUGCCGAGAAGUCGAAGCUGUAAUCAGUUUCUUGAAACCCCAGGUUGUGUUUCUGGAGUUAUGUUCAAAUCGUGUGGCUGUUCUCAGCCCUCAAGAUCUGAAGGUACCUACAAUGGGAGAAAUGGUGGAGUUGUGGAAGAAAAACCACAACACAUUUGGAAUACUCUACAGCUGGUUCCUUGCUAAGGUUGCUAGUAGGCUUGAGGUUUUCCCUGGUGCUGAGUUUCGUGUUGCAUAUGAAGAGGCAAUGAAGUAUGGUGGCAAGGUGGUUCUUGGUGACCGUCCAGUAAAUAUUACAUUACGACGGACGUGGUCAAAAAUGCCUCUAUGGCAUAAGACAAAGUUGAUGUAUUCCAUGAUGUUCCAAUCAAUAUUUUUACCUAGCCCUACGCGUCUUAACGAAAUGUUGAAGGAAUUGAACGAUGUGGACAUGUUGACUCUUGUUAUCCAAGAGAUGAGCAAGGAGUUCCCGACGUUAAUGGAAACCCUAGUACUUGAAAGAGACCAGUACAUGUCAUCCAGCUUGCUGAAAGUAGCCCGUGAGCAUAAUUCUGUGGUCGCAGUUGUUGGGAAGGGGCAUCUUCAGGGGAUCAAAAAAUAUUGGACACAGCCAAUAGAGAUGAGAGAGCUUCUGGAGUUGCCAUCAACAAAACCAACUGUUACAGUUUUUAAGGUUCUGUCAACUGUUGGAGCUGCUGUUGCUGGGGUGGCCAUUAUUUCUGGUAUAUAUCUUUCCACCAGGAAAUAACUUGACUACCCAAUCCUUACAAUCAACUCGCUUUUUUUAAGCUAGUCGUCGUUCACAGUAAUUGAAACUUGCAACAAACGAAAGGAGAAAUACACAUUACACAGAUACGACACAAACAUGUGUUCCUUUUACUUACUUUUUUUGUGUCAAGUUUGGCCUGUUACUGAUUGAGGUCUUAUAAUCAUGAAACUUUUUUUUUAGUGCCUCAACAUACAUGCAAGUUUAUGGUUUUGUGAAGCUUUGUUCAGUGUUUGAUUAUAUUUCCAUGUGGGGUUGUAUUUUUUUUUU
Molecule: messenger RNA, 1622 nt
Organism: Erigeron canadensis
Lineage: Eukaryota; Viridiplantae; Streptophyta; Magnoliopsida; Asterales; Asteraceae
Product: traB domain-containing protein
Exons: 10
Coding region: 108-1334 (408 amino acids)
Source: RefSeq, a predicted model, not a curated record